AUGUUCGGCCAUCCGUCUCGCGUAAGACAGCGCCUCCCUGUCGUCCGCCCCUCCGAUAAAGAGAACCCCGACUCGAAAAAAAUCUGGCCCGCGAACCGCCCCUCGGUCGACGAGGAUCCCGACCGAGCAAGGGGACUCGCGGAUUAUGUUCUGGUUCACGGCUCGGAGGGCCCCGGCCUCCUCGUCCGAGACGUGGACCAACGGGUGGCGGUGGAAGAGGACGACGACGAGGGAGGCUCGACGGUCGGCCGCCAGGUGGCACACGUCGUGGUGCAUGGAGGCGAAGGGGGAGAUGGAGGUGAAAGGGUAGACGGUCGCGUGGCCUCGAUUCUCGUGCUCGAAGAAUCGGAGGGCGUUGAUGAUGUGGUCCGACUCGCCGGAGGAGAACGGUAACGUCAGCAUGACUCCAACUAUUUUCCAGAGUACUGCGAAAAGUGCAAGGCACCCGACUAUGGCGAAGCUCCUGAAUGACAUCGACGAGAAGUCGAUUCUCGCGGUGCUGACGACGAAAAAGAUGGGCAAAACGAUGGAGGAGAUGAACAGCUCGAGCUUAUCGACCAAGGCCGAGCCUAAAGGAGGCCCAUCGGGUAUCACCAUGCCCAUAAUAAUAGGGCCGAAUAUAAAAUGCUGCCCGAAAUACUCGCCGUAA
Messenger RNA from Striga asiatica, 649 nucleotides. The record is from the annotation of a GenBank genome assembly. Lineage: Eukaryota; Viridiplantae; Streptophyta; Magnoliopsida; Lamiales; Orobanchaceae.